Messenger RNA from Tachysurus vachellii, 3025 nucleotides. RefSeq names its product protein FAM83F-like. The transcript is spliced from 5 exons. Lineage: Eukaryota; Metazoa; Chordata; Actinopteri; Siluriformes; Bagridae. Bases 73 to 1581 code for a protein of 502 amino acids. The record is from RefSeq and is a predicted model, not a curated record.
AACUUCCGCGCAAAGUAUAAGUUCGAGCAAAGUAAGAGAAGAGAGAGAUAGAGAGAGAGAGAGAGAGCAGCCAUGGCUGAGUCCCAGCUAGAAUGCAUGGAAGACGGAAGUAUCGUUGAGACCAUCCAUGAGUCCAGGCCGGAGUUUUACUAUAGUGAGACGCACCGGUCGGCGCUCGAGGAACUGCUGCGUAAAGGUGACGGUGCUUUUAAGGAGCUCCUCCGCAAGGACGACGCUAAGGACUUCCUUUCGCCUCCUGAGGUCAAUGUGAUCAAAAGCACUGUAGAAAAAUACAGCACGCAAGAGGACCUAAGCGUAGCGACGCCUCGGAUACACACAGACGACACGACGUCUUUACGCUCGACCUACUGGCCCGAGAUCUCCGAUAUCCAAUUGCCGGAAUUGGACAUAGGCUGGCCGCACUCUGGCUUCUUUAAAGGGGUGAUGCGCGCGAUGGUGUACGCGCACCCGCCCAAAGACAACGGCCCGCACAUUAAAGAAGUCGUCCGUAAGCUGAUCCGAGACGCACACAAGGUUAUCGCUAUCGUGAUGGACCUUCUCACAGAUCUUCAGAUCCUACAAGAUCUUCUGGAUGCCGCUUCCCAGCGUAACGUUGCUGUCUACAUUAUACUGGACAGCAAGGGAGCGCCACACUUCAUCGACAUGUGCAACAGACUGCAGGUCAACCAGAAGCUUUUCCAGAACAUCCGAACCCGCAUGCUGAGAGGUGUUGGACUUGACCUGUCCUAUGGGAGGAUCCCUGGGAGUUUGAGCAACAAGUACAUGCUUCUCGAUGGAGACAAAGUGAUGUUCGGAUCUUACAGCUUCUCCUGGAUUUCAUCCCGUAUGGACAGAAAUAUAAUCACCGUCAUGUCAGGACAGAUUGUCGACUUUUUCGACCGGGAUUUUAGGGAGCUUUAUGCCAUGUCACGUGAGAUUAAACUCUUCAAGGAGGUUAGCGUCAGUAAACCUGUCAAAGCACCUAGCAAAGCACCAUCGACCCGCAUGACCAUACCGACACGACCCGCACUACCCGUCACCUCCCGCUUCCAAGUGAGUCUGGGAGAAAGAGGAACUCUGAGAGUUCCCGCCCACAAAUACUACAACCCUAAAUACGAGCUAGCGAUUGGCAGCCUUCCUGAAGACACCACUCGACAGGAUCUAAUAACCAAAAUGGAGGAAUCUAUCAAAAUGUUUGCAGCAGAGGGGAAUCCAUUGGAAGAAGACGAUGAGAUGGAAACGUUCACCCCACAUUCGUCUCUGAAUAGCAAAAAAGGUACCAAAUUAAUAUGUGUACCAUCAAAGAAGAAGAAAAUAUUUAAAAUGAAACUGCGAAAAUCAAAACGAAAAGGAGAUGAGAAUGAGGGCGGAAAAGAGGGUGAGAGUGAGUCUGGUCCCUCUACUACAACAAAACUGACCAGUACUAUAGAAGAUAUUACAGAGAUCCCAGAGAAACCUACUGCUGAAUCGCAGACGUCUGAGAAAACAAAGAGUAAAAAGAAGAAAAAGAGCACGUCAUCGCAAAGUGAAGAUCAGGGUUCAGAAAGCCAGAAAGACAGCAAAAAGUGUGUCAUCUCCUGAAGACUUGAAUGAAACAAAUCACACUUAAAAAAUAAAGUUUCUGAGGCUUAUCAGCCAACAUGUCGCUUAUAUUUGCUAGUGUCAUUUUGUUAAUUUAGCAAAUUAGCCUUGUCAUGCUAGAAAGCAGAAUAACUGUGACGUGUGAGGAAUAUAAAUAAUUUGAUUAAAUUCUUUGAUCACAGAGCCUCUCACAGGUAUACAGUAAAACUAGACUAUUAUCAUUACACAUAAUAUUAGCACUUAGCAUUAGCACAAUCAGAUCUGUGCUAUCACACAACAGCUACCAAACAGAGAGGCUAAAAGAUAGCACAUGAUUCCUCAAAAACAUGAAGCAAGACUCAAACCUUCUUCCCAAUUGCUGUUCAUGCUACAACACAAGGCCAUUGAAUACCCUCAUUGAAAAAAUUAGCUCAUGAAGAUACCCACGAUUUGCUAGAUUUGAUAUGACUGACAGGGGAAAUUGAGAAAAGAACACUUACAAAUGCUGCUGCUAAGUUUUUUUAGCCCAUGAUUAUGUUGUCUGAGCAAACAUAGCUACUUUGGUCCUUUACGGACAAGAUGUGGGUAGUGUGUGCUAGUGCUAGUUUUAUCAGAGAGCCCAUUUUUUAGCAUAGCUACAUAAGCCAGGCCACAUGGGUUUUACAGAUCAACACAACACUGACCUCAUGGCAUAUUCUACACAUUUGUAACACAAACUGUGGACAACAUCGCACUGAUGUGCAAACCCCUUUCCUGACUGGCCUGAAGUUAGCAUGUUUGCUAGGAUGUCUUUUCUGAAUAACAAGCACAGCAAACAGAAAUGUGUCCUUGCCAUUAGCUAGGGUUUUCAUUCAUUCAUUUUAUUUUUCAGUAUAAUCACUUGACAUGUCCUGUACAGUAUGGACUGGAACGAAAUUAGCCCCAGCUACGAUUUUGUACCAUUCUGUGUAAUUUUACUCAGCACUUUUGGGGAUACACUUGUUUUGUUUUUGUAAAGGUAAAAAAUAAUAGUUGUUUGUUACUGACAAAAAGCAAGACAGGCUAGAUUAGCAUCAAAAUGAAAUAGCAGGUAUAAACACUCCAAAGAUGGCUAAGUUUCUGCAUUUUGUAGUAAAAGAUUUGUGAAAAUGUAGACUUUUUUCCCUCUCGGUCUCAGGAACACUAAGAAUUUAACUUCAGUGUUGGACUAAAUUGUACAUACAUUACUUGUUUGAAUCUUUUUUUUUAUAGGAAUUAUUAUAGAAAGAAAUUUGAUAUUAAAUAAUAACAUCAAAUUUUGUUUUGGUGCAAUGUUGAAAAUGGUGCUGUGGAAAUGAUACAGAGCUGUGCUCCCAUCUAGUGGUUAAUUUCUUUAUGUGUGUAUAUAUACUGUAUGUAUACUGUAUGUAUAUGGAUGUGUGUGUGCGUGUCUUAUUGCAUCUGUCUGUUGUGCCAGAGUCAAUUUAUUAAAGAUCUGAUGCCAAAA